GAGAGACCUUCAGCAAAUACAAGUUGGUGAAGUCGUUACUCCUCAGUCAAUAGCCACAACUGGUUAACCAGCUUGAUCUUUAUACGAGAGACAUGAUCCAGCUUAAAAAUGUCCGCAAUAUUGGCGGGUUAGCUACUGGUUUAGCUGCAGUCGCUGGAAUCUUUAAGGGAACUGGGAUUGGGGGCGCCAGCAUCCAAUCCUUGGUCUCACAUUUGCCCCUUGGGUGGUGGAGCAUUGGCGCGAUAUUCAUCGGUGGGAUCAUCGUAGGUAGCUGCGCACAGUCCGACAUCAAGACCAGUCUCAAGAAGAAGGAAAUGGUUCAAGAGUUUAAUUAUGACCUACAAGUCAUAACCAAUGCGGCCAACGAGGCGCGGAAAGACUUGGUCACAAUCAUAUGCAAAAAGAAUUUCAACAUUGAGCUCUCCAAACUAGGAGACCACGAGAAGAACGCAAUUCUGGAGAGCUUUGGAGUUGAUGUCAGUGCGAUCCGGCACAAGGAAUAUUGCGAGGCCCUCACCGGGGGUGGCACCAGCAAGCUCCUGGAGUUCUAUAGGAGGUUAACUGCGGAUUUCGAUCAGAUGAGAAAGGCUUGCGGAUUUGGUGUUGUCGUCGAAGAGAGCUGAGCGAGCGUUGUUUUAUAGACAGAUAUACAACGAAUUGGAUUGUUAAAGCCAGAAUAUCUGUAGAUGCAGAUUAUUUUCUUCAAUGUUAAUGACUACCUUUUCCGCUC
Trichoderma atroviride IMI 206040 is the source of this 730-nucleotide messenger RNA. The record is from RefSeq and is a predicted model, not a curated record. NCBI's taxonomy places the organism in Eukaryota, Fungi, Ascomycota, Sordariomycetes, Hypocreales, Hypocreaceae.